Molecule: messenger RNA, 444 nt
Organism: Mytilinidion resinicola
Lineage: Eukaryota; Fungi; Ascomycota; Dothideomycetes; Mytilinidiales; Mytilinidiaceae
Exons: 1
Source: RefSeq, a predicted model, not a curated record
CUUUUGGCCGGUGGUGAUUCUACCCGCAUGGGCUCUCCCAAGCAUCUCCUCCCAGACGCCGACGGGACCCCGUUCUACCUCGGGCGGCUGAAAAUGCUUCGCCAGAGCUUCCCUGAGGCCCAGCACCUUUGUUUGCUUCUUCGCGAUGAUUCCCAGCGGCCUUCUAUCUGCAUCCCUCCGGACAUGGACGUUCACGUGCUUUCGGUAGACGCCUCUGGGCGGGCAUCACGCCAGAGAGGACCUGCGCUGACCAUCUUUGCGGCCUUCAGUUUUGAUCAGAGAUGCUGCUGGUUGGUCAUCCCGUGCGACUAUCCGUUCCUAGCAGCCCCGGAAUUGAGGCAUCUGCGUGCUCAAUAUAGGGAUCCAGUCACGUGUUUCAAGAACAGCCAGGGUUUAACAGAGCCCUUGGUGGCCAUGUGGAGCCCCAAAGCUCUUUCGCAUCUC